UGACAACAGUGACUGUCUGACGGCCGCAUUAGUGUCAAGAAAAUCAUAUUUUUGAUUCAGCGAGUGGAACAAGUUUAAUAAAAUUCAAUAAGACAAAUAGUGUUUGAAGUUUAUUUACUGCUCUUGUGAUAGUAGGAGUGAAUUGCAACUUGUAUUAAUGAUGUGAUGGUUCUAUUUAAAUAAUUUUUGUUUAUAAUUUUGAACGAUGGAGAUCUCUGGAGUGGGUAAAUCACCAAAUUCGUCACUAAGCUUCAGGUACAAUGCCAACAAUGAGGAGUUAGAGGAAUUGUACCAUGUUUGUGAGGAUGACCCUCCAACUCCACAGUGUGACCCUCCUCCUAGCACACCCAUUGAGAAUGCCAGCCCCAAGAGAGGAGAAAGAUCAUCAUCUAUCAUAGACAAGUACUUCAAGUCUAUGAGGGCAGAGAAACCUGUUGAAAAGCCAAUUGAAAAAUCUGAAGAUGGCAAGUCUGCUGAAGGAAAACAGGAUGAAGCGAAGCCGGUGCCCAAGGAAGUGUCAUCAUCCCCUAUGAAGGAUUACUUGAACCGCCUGGGCAAGCGGAGUACUCCCGAUGUGACACCUGACGUGAAGGAAGCACCCAAUGAGACUUGGAAGAUAUUCCAUGACUUCAAGUUUAAGAUUGCUCAAGCAGUUGAAGAUAUGAAGACGCGUUCAGUAGAAGAAACCAAGGAAAAAGUAAUGCCAAGAGAAAAUUCAACAUCAGAUUCGGAAGAGAAUUCAGCAAUCAAGGACUCUGAUCAGCAGAGUGUUGGAGAUACAGACAACCAGGUAUCUUCCCUAGACAGCAGUAUACAGAACUUAUCGGAAAUGACGCAACCUCUGACGGCUAAGCCCAAUGAACGGGACCCAAGUCUUCCUGUAGAUAACAAGAACUACUCGGAUUCUAGCGAUGAUACACACAAGAAUUUAGUACUAGGCAAUGAAUCAGCUGAAGUAAGAAGAGAUUAUUUAAAUGACAGUAUGAUGGAAGUGGAAUCGGGUGUUGAGGCUUUAGAAGAUACCAUAGAUGGUUAUGGGGAAAUCCACAAUGUAGAUCCUCUAGUAUCCAGCGGAAAGCCUAUGGACACAGACCCAUUACCUCCACCCCUUAGCUCGGCCAAUUUCGGAUCACCUCCAAGCAAGAAUAAUAUGCAAAGCCCGCAAUUGUCAACAAAACCUAGCUACUUCUUCAACUUUUCAAUGUACUUCCUAACAUUCCUCAUUUUCAUAAGCUACGUACUGUGUCCAAAUUCGAAUGUCUGGAACGGUUUUGUGCUCGGUCUGUGGUUCUUUUGUUUUACGAGCAAUUUGAAGAGCUGGCUGUUGGACACUUACUUUAGCGAGUUGGAUCCAAAAAGUUCCAACCUUCUUCAACUGAAGCGAAGCAGUGCUAUGCCAGCCACUUACACUAUACCUUCAGUGAAAGAACAUAGGCCUAUAAAAAAAUAUGAGGGCUGGAUAAACCACUACAGGUUUCCGGAUUACGAUCCGAGCUCAUAUCACAUCAACAAGACAACGACGGCGUUUAUGAAGCUCGAAGGUUGCAACCUGAGGAUAUCGUAUACUUCGACUAAAAUACCAAAGAGGGAGCUAUGGGAUGAGAAACUGGACAAGGUAGCGUUCUACCAACAUAGGCUGUACAAUUUGACUGGUGCCAGGGUUAUACUGCUGCCAAAAGGAUUGGUUAAACGGAGACAAUGGAGCAAAAAAUACCCAAUAUGCAUCAUACUAAACGAGAAAGAAAAGAUUCAAGUAUUAGAGAAGGAAACUUCUGUGUCCGACAAGAAGGCAGCAGAGGUCCCUUCUGAAAAGAAGAAGGAACAACAUCAACACGAGGAGACUGAGACGAACACGAGUCCGGAGAAGAGGCGAAAAUUUGUAUGGAGGAGACGAGAAAAGAGCAGUUCACAUUCCGACGGGGAGACAGGGAAGGAAGGCUUAAGACAUAGACUUGUUAGGAAAAUGCACAGAGACAAGAAAACAGACAGCGUUUCCACGGCAACGGAGCCCGUGGAGACUCAAAGCCAGAGUCACGUGAGAACAGAAAGGGCGCUCAUGUCCGAAGAUUCCUUCCACGACCAUGAGAUAGAACUCACCUCCAAGUCGGUCACCAGCACCAAGGAUGAAAAUGACGAAGAACUCGACGAUACAGAACUGUCGAAGAUUAAAGACUUUUUGGAGGAGACGGAAAUGGAGAUAGCCGCGGACGGCACGGGCGAAGGCGAGUGGAGCGUGCACGUAAAGAAUUCCAGAGACAAGCAUUCUCAUCUUUACCUGUUCACGCGCACGGGAAGAGAUAAACAUGAAUGGUACCGUCGCCUAGUAAUAGCAAUAAACGAGGGUAACGCAGCCUCAGCCGAGAACUCGUGCGCAGAAGAUAAGACGGCCAGCGACGAGAGCAAGGAAAGCAAGGACAAUAUAGAGCUGGCUGUUUACAAGCUCACUGAGAAAGAAACUGUGGCUUUUGCUAAGUCUUCUAGUAAAACAAUAGAUUCGUUAACCGACGGCGGCGGUGUGACGAUCACGUCGAUAUCGCAGCCGAUGCCAUCAGAUACGGACUAUGAGAAGACCUUCUGGCCCUACCUCCUCAAAAUCAUACAGCAAAACAAAAACUCGACAUCAGAAUGUUCGUGCAGAAUGCUACCUGCAGAAGUGACGUGGGUGAACACAGUGCUAGCGCGGAUCAUGUACGACCUGAUGCGAGACCCCGUCAUGAUCAGCCGCCUGCAGAACAGGAUACAGAGGAAACUGCACACCCUCAAGCUGCCGUCAUUCAUGUCUCCGCUGCUGGUGACGUCGCUGUCGCUGGCGGGCGCGUGUCCGCUGGUGGAGCGAGUGCUGGCGCCCGCGCUCGACGCCCGCGGCGUGUGGCUCGACGCCGACCUGCGCUACGACGGCGGCGCCUACAUCGCCAUCCUCACGCAGAUCAACCUGCUCAAGCUGAAGGAGAAGAAUAUGACACUAGAAGAUCAAUUACUGGCGGCCAGUGAGGGACUGGACUGCGAUAUACAGACUUCUUCGUCGGCAGCCGCCUACUCGGACCAGUCGUUACGGAUGAGAAAACCAGCAAUAUAUGACUCUGACGUAGAAGACUCGGCGGAGUCGAGCAGCGAUGACGAGAGCCCGCCCGUACAACCGGUCGAUAGCAAUGAAACUUUAGCACCUUCUGAAACUGCGUCACUAAGUAACGCAGAAGGAACGUCUUCUAAGAAAAAGUUCUUACGUAUGGUCGACAAGAUCGCCACCAAUAAAUAUUUCCAACAAGUGACAGACUACAAGUACGUGAAACGCGCCAUGGAGGGACUAUCGAACACGGAUAUCAAGCUACACCUAGAAGUGCACGCGUUAGAGGGACGUUUAGCUGUCAACCUGCCGCCGCCGCCGCAUGACAGAGUCUGGAUAGGAUUCCGCACGAACCCGCAGCUAAUACUAAAAGCUCGGCCGGCCGUAGGAGCCCGUACUCUCCGCUUCGCACACAUCACCAACUGGAUCGAGCAGAAGCUCAGCAAGGAGUUCGAGAAGGUUCUAGUUCUGCCUAACAUGGAGGACAUCAUCGUUGACGUCAUGACCCCCACGCCCGUACAGUUCGAAUAAAAUCAAACCUUAUGUCAAAGGAAUAAAGUGGGCUUUUGUCAAGCAAUGUUCGAUUUAGAUCGCAUUUUGAGUUUCGUAACUGGCUGGUAAGUGUGAUUUAAAAUUACAUUUACUUUGAAUUAGAACGUUUUGUGGCCUGGUUGCAUUAGUUACUGAUAAAGUCUAAAACGGCUAUCAAGAAGUUAUCUGAUAGAUAAACUGUCACUUGGUUUCGCAGAUCUCAGACAGCAAUAUCUGGCAGAUAGCAUUAACUAUCAGAUAACAAAACUGUCAUUUUAUCGGUAACCAGUGAAACUAGGCCUAAAUAUGAUUAAAAAUUUGAUUACGAGAAGUAAUGAAAUGGCAAUUUGAUAGUAUUUUGUAUGUUUUGAAAGUUUGACGCUUUCUGGUACUGUAUUAAUAUAUUAAGAUUACUCAGGGUAUAGGCACAUGUAACAUGCCAACUGUUAUGUCGCCCAAAACGGUUCUUAUGCUUAUUAUUUAUUUAAAGAGAAACUUAUUUUAACUAUAUUGUUAUAAAGUCUACUAAUAAAUUAUUGUGUUGGAUUGCAAAUUAAUAUAAUUAUAGAACACUAGUUGUCAAUAACAUUUCAAUAUCAUUCCAUUAAUACAUUUCAACUACAUAUUCAACAGUUAUCAGAUAACUAAGUAUUCAAUGCCAAACUUGUGAUUGCUUCAUCUACAUAUUCCGUGAUACAAAACGUCAACUAUCGUAAAAGUCAACUAUUAUUAUUGAAUUGCUUUAAAUCUCUAAUUUUCAUUUAUACAUAUUCAGUAACAACUUUGAACUCAUAAUUUAAAAGAAUAAAAAUAAAUGAGACGUUAAUGUUCCUUUUUAAUUUAAACCGCAUAAAAUAUAAGUUCUUGAUUAAAAAACAUCAAAGUAGAGUUAUUCUGUAUGCAACUGUACUUGAUACCGAUUGCUCCGUUAAUAUUGAACAUAAAAUAAUAGAAAAAUUACAUAUUAUGCGAUAAUAAUGAAAAUUCUAAAUCUUGCCAUAAGAACACGAUAGGAACUUUAAAAUUCCCUUCACAAAAAAAAUGCCGAGCACUUGAAAAUAAACAACAUAAAUUGAGCUAAAAAUACAUACGUAAUAUUAAAAACAUAUAGCAAUUACGUCUGUGCAAUGAUUAGGAAUAAAUAAAAUAUAUAAUAAAUAAAAAUUAAUAUUAUUAAAAAUAACACUACGAUUUGUUUAGAGUAAGUUGUAAACGUAAAAACACUAAUAUAGUAUUUACUAAAAAUAGAUUUAUUGCGUAAAAUAUUUUUCUUUUGAGAUGUUGUGAAAAUUUUCCCAUUUGUACUAUAUACACGUUAAACGUUUAAAAUUAUUAAAUUAAUAUAAAUUGCCUAAAGUUGUGGUAGUUUGAUGUGCAACGUUCGCUCUUCAUUUCACUAGUAGAAAACAUACGAUUCUUAAACUAAAAAAUAACUUUAAAAAACAAGUUAUUUUUGAAAAUUACUAUUCUGCUAAUGGUACUAUAGUUUGUGAUUUUCGCUAUCAAAUAAUUUACAUAUUCAAUUAUUAACGUUGUUUUUAUUGGCACGACUACUGUUAACUCUACUAGAGCUAUAUUGGUUUCUGAAAUUAUCAUGUUAAUUUAUUUAUAUUUUGGCCACGUUUUGUUUAAAUUAAAAACGUAUUAACUGUGAUGCUGAGGCCGACAUAAAUUAGAAGUUGUUUGGCACGUUUAAACUAAACGACAACCUUGGUAUUGAUAAAUAAACUAAAACAAGUAGUAAUGAGAAAAGCAAGCGCUACGAAACUUCUUUUUAUUUUCGCCUUGGUUCUACCGUAGCUUGUCUUUCUUCAUUUCUUUCCACAAUCAUACCGCUAAAACUAUUUUAUUUCAAUGUUCCUAAUAUAUUUUGAUGUCUUGAGGAAGAAUUAACUUUUUAAAAUCAUCCUUCACCACUCAAACGAGCUUCCUCGCGUUACAAACAAAUGUUUUCGACAAUAAUUCCGUCUUAACCUGUUAUUAGUAAUUGCAAUAUCAAAUUUUAUAAAUAACAAGACUUAGAGAAAAAAAUAUAAAAUACUAUUAUAUCUAUUUAAAAAUAAAAUUAAUAUUUUGAAGAAUAUUGACCUGAAUGGUUUGAGUAGAUGUUACUAAUAUUUUUCUAGUAGUCGGCAUACUUCCUAAUCGUUUUUAUAUCGGCUUUUUCGUCUCUUAAUCUAAAUUUUGGCACCUUUAUUUCAUAAUUAUUUUCAAAUUGUAUCGCACAACUAAAUUACGCAUUGGCUUGCACGACGCAUAACCUUCAUUUCUUUCUGAGUGUGUAAGUGGAUAUUAUUGCAUUUUCAAUUGUUUUGGUUUUAUUACUGUAGGAUGACAACUUUUGAGCGUUGUUUUCAGAACCACUUGGAAGUGAAAAUAACGCUAUGUUAAGUAGGCACCGCAGCGCAUAUGAGGAUGUAUGUCCAUUGAAAAUAUAACAAGAAAAUAACUCUCAGUAGACUACGUGAAAUCUUUUCCUGUAUAUUUUCCUCCCUGUAUUUUAAUGGACAUAGAUCCGAAAUGUUUGAUUAAUCGUGUUGUAGAUAAAUGUGGUUUUAUUAUUGAGGAGUGCGAAUAUACAUUGGAGAUGGUUCCGAACUAUGAAGGCUGAUAGUACUUUGCUCAUUUUGUGGCGAAAGGUGACAGAGCGCGUGUGCUAACUUGUACGAAUUUAAAUACGUGAGGGAAUGAUUGUUAUGGGUCCUAUUACAGAAUGAGUGAGAGAUAAAAACUAAAAUACUAAUUGCAGAGAAAGGAUGAGAAUCUUUCUAAUUGUUCUGUAAUUGACCAUAAUCUGUAUUACCUACAGCUUAGCAUUAAUUCACUUUUGUAUUGCUACUAUUAAUAUAUUCACAUUAAAUGCCAAAUAGCCGUUGUAAUAUAGAUAUGUACUUGUUUUCUACAACUUAUUUUGCAUAAUGUAUUUCGUAAAAAAUCUUAUGAAUGUUUGGAUCAAUAUUGUUGCCUACAACCACUGUUGGACUGUUUUAGUGGUAUAAAUUCUAAACUUGUACAAUAUUGAUGUUCUAUCACAUAGUUAUCUCGUUGUUAUAAGUUACACAACUUGUUGAUACUCAAUUUCUCUGACGUAUGUAGUACACUGAAGACGUAUAUUUUGUAAAGACAUUGAAUACAUAUCAGUUAACACGUUUCAAACUAUGUACCUGUAUUUUGUCUCAGUUUAUAGAUACACGUAAUAGAAUUCUGUAGUUACGGCAUACGGAUAAUAAGAUUUCUCUAACUCUAUUCAAAAAUUUACUUUUGGUCGAACAGACUUUUGAGGUGGUGGCAACAAGUCCGGUUUUGGGAUAUUCAUAGUAAAACGGCUUAACCUAAUGUGUUCAUAAACUUCUGAAUACAAUGAAGUCUUAUGAAAGGGAAACAGUUCGACUUUCUGACUGUAAAAUAGUAUUUAUUAUUUAUAAUUAAUUUGUUAAAUACUGUCGAUCCGAUCCAUAUUUUAUUUCUAUUUAUUUCAAUAUGUAUAUUUGUUUCGUUAUUUAGUGAACAUUUUUUAUUUAAAACUCGAAUGUAAAGGAAUAUAUUUUGUUUUGUUUUAUUUAAAACUUCGAUCACUUAGUGGUUGGUAUUUCACAAAGUGUACCAAAUACGAAUGAAUGUCUAUGUAUAUAGUCUAUCAAAUUAUAAAGUGUUUAUGUGAUAUUAUAUAUAGUUAAGAGUUAAACCGUGCCGAGUAGUUUUUCUAUGUGGUAUCAGUUGUGAUUUUUUCAAUAAACGAAUUGCUAUAUUU
Molecule: messenger RNA, 7346 nt
Organism: Helicoverpa armigera (cotton bollworm)
Lineage: Eukaryota; Metazoa; Arthropoda; Insecta; Lepidoptera; Noctuidae
Product: testis-expressed protein 2
Exons: 20
Coding region: 206-3595 (1129 amino acids)
Cellular component (GO): endoplasmic reticulum
Molecular function (GO): lipid binding
Source: RefSeq, a predicted model, not a curated record